UGUUGAAAAUAGUUAUGGUGAAUGAAGUUCAUAUUAUUUAUAUUGGUUGCUAGAGGAAUAAUUAGAUUUAUCGAUUUGCAUUUUUAGGGGUUUACUUAAAAUCUUAGGGGAAAGUGGGGAAAGGACAUAAUCUGUAAAAUAUAACCAAAUAGAAAAUUAAAUAAUCAACGAAUUGACAAUCAUUAAUAAAAAAAAAAAACAUCAAGUAAAAAUCAGUUUAGUAUUACCAAAAAUAAAAAAAUCUAUUGAACACAUGUGGUGUAUUAAUUCUAUAUUUUGAUUAAUCACAAUUGUCAUGAUAAGAACAUUGAUCAAGAUGUACACGACUAGAUUAAGGUUUUUAUUUCCCUCAAUUAGCUAUAGGGAAGAUUUAAUCUUCUUAAGCUCCUUAUAUUUUUUAUUUUUUGUCCUGCCAAAUUCCAAAGUUUUUGGAUCAAACAGAUCAAGUCAAAAAUUAACAUAAUUUAAAUUUGUUACGUGGGUUAAAAUCUAGUUGUAGUAAUAUAAUAAUAAUAAUAAUAAAAAAAAAAAGAAUUCCUCUAUAUGCAUGUAAAAUUGCAAAUUAAUAAGCUACAUUAAAACAAAUACACAUAGAUAUAUAACAUAUUAUUACCUUUCUUCUAACAACCAUAAACCAUUCAUUAUUAAUUAAUUACCCCUCAAAUUAAGCUCCCAUCACAAAAACUUCCCUUCACUCUCUCCUCUCUUUCUCUCUUCACCUCCUUCAUUCAUUCAUCCUCUCCUCUGGAGAGAGAGAGCCAUGGAAGAAGAUGACGACAAACACCACACCACCACCACCACCAUGGCGGUUAUCGCUGUCGUCUUCUUCCUCUUUCUCUCCACCCUUUCCCUUGCCACCGCUGACGACGCAGCCAUAAUGAAGAAACUAUCAACCACCUUAGACCUAACCCCUCCUAACUGGUCAAGCGACAACCCAUGUAAAUGGCAAGGCGUAAGUUGUGAUUCCUCCAAUCGAGUCAUUUCCAUUAGCCUCGCCUCUAGAUCCAUAUCUGGUACCAUACCCUCAGAAAUCAACCAACUCUCUAGCCUACAAUCUCUUUCUCUCCAAAACAACCACCUUACAGGCACCAUCCCGCCCCUCGCUAACAUGACACAGCUUCAAGAGGUUUUCCUCGAUGGUAACUCAUUCUCUAUCCUACCUUCCAACUUCUUAGUCGGCCUACCAAACCUCCAGACAGUAAGCAUCAAUGACAACCCUUUACCUACCUGGAGCAUCCCUAGGGGGCUAUCUGAGUCGUCCUCUCUGCAAGAGUUUCGCGCCUCUAAUACAAACUUGGUUGGAUCCAUUCCUGACAUGUUUGCGGCCUUGCCCAGCUUAAAAGACCUAAGACUCUCCUACAACAACCUCACCGGUUCCUUGCCUGACUCCUUCGCGGGGUCAGGCAUUCAAUUUGUAUGCAUAAACAAUCAAAAACAAGGACUCUCAGGAGUCCUUGAUGUGCUAGGAAAGAUGCCUAGUUUAGCACAACUAUGGGUUCAACAAAAUGCCUUCUUUGGUCCUAUACCUGACCUUUCGAAUUGCACCUCAUUGUUCGAUCUUCAACUGAGGGAUAAUCAAUUAACCGGAGUUGUUCCACCUUCUUUGAGCAAACUACCUCAUUUGAUGAACGUUUCUAUGCAAAAUAACAAGCUUCAAGGUCCAAUGCCGGCUUUCGAGAGAGGUGUUCAAGUCUCCCUUGGGUUCACUAACAGCUUUUGUAAGGAUACACCAGGCCCUUGUGACCCUCAAGUCACUGCAUUGCUUGAUAUUGUAGGCUCCUUGGGUUACCCUAGCGAUUUAUCCGAUUCGUGGAAAGGAAAUGAUGCUUGUAAGAACUGGGCUCAUAUAACUUGUGACUCUAAAGGGAAUGUUGUUGUUGUGAACUUUGCUAAGCAGAAUUGGGGUGGGUUAAUCUCGCUGUCGUUUGCUAAUCUAACUUCACUAACCUCCAUCAUUUUGAAUGGUAAUGAUCUUGUUGGAACAAUACCAAGUGUUUUAACAAACCUUAAAAUGUUGCAAAAGUUUGAUGUUUCUAACAACAACUUAACAGGAAAAGUACCAAACUUUUCUCAAACAGUUGAGGUUAUAACUAAUGGGAAUCCUUUCUUAGGGACUAAUGUUGAUACUACUAAAUCAUUAAAGUCACCUCCUGAUAUGACUAACUCUCCUUCUAACACAAAUGGUAGUCCUUCACAUCCGUUGAAAUCGCGUCUUUCUUCCUAUGAGGUCGCAGGGAUUGUUGUUGCUGCUAUGGUUUUGGUACUAGCUGCAGGAGUUCUCUUGUACCCGCGUUUUAAGAGGUGGUUGUUUAUGAAGGUGUAUGGCUCAAAUAAGUACAAUUUUUACAAGGGGAGGAAGAGUAAGGUGGAAGCUUUGAAGACGAGUCCAAAUGGAAAAUAUUCUAAAGGAAGUCCAAUUGAUAAAAGUGGUAUGCUAAGUAACGGGCAAAUUUUAUUUUAUCAUGGUGAUAACAUCCCAAUUGAAGUCCUUCGUGAGGUGACCGAUAAUUUCAGUGAUAGUAACAUUCUAGGCCGAGGGGGGUUUGGGAUAGUUUAUAAAGGAGUUCUUCAAGAUGGGACUGGGAUCGCGGUUAAGAGGAUGGAAUCUAACCUCCAAGGGUCUAAAGGCAAGAGAGAGUUUGAGGCAGAGAUCACGGUUCUAACUAAGGUGAGACAUAGGCAUUUGGUGGCACUCUUAGGAUAUUGUGUCAAUGGGAAUGAGAGGAUUGUGGUUUAUGAGUAUAUGCCUCAAGGAACAUUGGGACAACAUCUUUUCGAGUAUGAUCAAGCAGGGCGAUCCCCUCUUACGUGGAAACAAAGACUUGUUAUCGCUUUGGAUGUUGCUAGAGGUGUUGAAUACCUUCAUAGCUUGGCUCAACAAAGCUUUAUUCAUAGGGAUUUAAAACCAUCGAAUGUACUCCUUGGGGAUAACAUGAGAGCCAAGGUUUCGGACUUUGGAUUGGUGAAAUCUGCUUCCGAUCAAGGAAAAUACUCUUUGGAAACGCGUUUAGCAGGAACCUUUGGCUACCUUGCACCCGAAUAUGCAGCAACUGGAAGAGUAACAACCAAAGUCGAUCUGUUUGCAUUCGGAGUAGUCUUGAUGGAGCUAAUAACCGGUAGAAAAGCCUUGGAUGAAAGCCUACCAGAAGAACAAGCACAAUUAUCAACCUGGUUCAGAAGAGUCCUCAUUACCAAAGAAGGCAUCAGAAAAGCCAUAGACCCUAAACUCAAAACAGAUGAUGAAGAAAUUUUCGAAAGCAUUUGCAAGGUGGCUGAGCUAUCAGGGCACUGCACGACUAGGGAGCCACAACAACGGCCUGACAUGAGUCACACAGUUAAUGUCCUAUCUCCUCUGGUGGAGCAGUGGAGGCCUGCAGAGUCGGAAGGUGACAAUGAUUAUGUUGGGAUAAAUAUCGAUAUGAGUCUUCCUCAAGCUCUUCAGAGAUGGCAAGCUGGCGAGACAACAACUAUGAGUGGUUAUAGUAGUGUAAAUUAUCAUUCUAGCGCUCCUACUACACCACCAAUGGGGGAAAGCUUUACCUACUUUGAAGGUCGAUGAUGAAAUAUUCUACUGAUUUAUGUGAUGUUGUUAUGUAUAUAUUAGUGGUAAGCCCUUGGAAUGGUAGAGGUUGGUGAAGAGUGAUGUCCUCAUCUCAUUGAUGAGCCACAAUUGUCGAAUUUCAGCCUCUCGAGGGCUUUUUUAUGCUUCAGAUGUAAAUAGAGGUGUUAUGAAAACAUCGAAUUGAAGAUAAUGAGUAAUGUGUUUCAAAGAAAAACAUUUGAGAUUGGCUCUUUAGUCCGUCUAGCACGUCUUUAAUAUGGGUUUGGGUAUCACUAUUUGAGGUUAUCGCUUAGGAUAGUUAGGAAUCAUGUGGUGAGAAAUUUCUCUAUUAUUCUUGGUUUACAAGGGGUCUUCUUCUAUAAGUACUCAAUUAAAUUUAGUACUUUAUAUCAUAUCAGAGAAAGAUAAAAAAAAUAAUAAUAAUAAUAAAAAAAAAAAAAAAAAAGGCGAUUGUUUUCUUAGGACAUGUUUGUGAUAUGAUUUGGAGUCUUCUUUAUUCCAAUAGGCAUUUUAUUUAUGCAGGUGUCUGUGUUUAAGUUCAAGAUUAUUGUCACUAGUAUUGGUUCUCUUUAAUUUAAAAACUAGCAAUUGCUAAGUAAUACGAAGUACUCCCUCCGUCCCUUAAUACAAUGCCUCUUUCUCUUUAUUAUG
Molecule: messenger RNA, 4213 nt
Organism: Chenopodium quinoa (quinoa)
Lineage: Eukaryota; Viridiplantae; Streptophyta; Magnoliopsida; Caryophyllales; Amaranthaceae
Product: receptor-like kinase TMK4
Exons: 2
Coding region: 761-3559 (932 amino acids)
Biological process (GO): protein phosphorylation
Molecular function (GO): ATP binding; protein kinase activity; protein binding
Source: RefSeq, a predicted model, not a curated record